This is a messenger RNA of Panthera uncia (snow leopard), 1373 nucleotides long. RefSeq names its product suppressor of cytokine signaling 1 (gene SOCS1). Gene Ontology annotation, biological process: intracellular signal transduction; phosphatidylinositol phosphate biosynthetic process. Gene Ontology annotation, cellular component: phosphatidylinositol 3-kinase complex. NCBI's taxonomy places the organism in Eukaryota, Metazoa, Chordata, Mammalia, Carnivora, Felidae. The coding region runs from base 23 to 673 and encodes 216 amino acids. The record is from RefSeq and is a predicted model, not a curated record. The transcript has a single exon. Gene Ontology annotation, molecular function: 1-phosphatidylinositol-3-kinase regulator activity.
UCCGGCCGGCCCCGCGUGUAGGAUGGUAGCACACAACCAGGUGGCAGCCGACAAUGCAAUCUCCACGGCAGCAGAGUCCCGACGGCGGCCAGAGCCUUCCUCGUCCUCGUCCCCGCCCUCGCCCUCGGCGGCGCCCGCGGUCCCCGCGCGCCCGCGGCCCUGCCCGGCGGCCCCGGCCCCGGCCCCCGGCGACACUCACUUCCGCACGUUCCGCUCUCACGCCGAGUACCGGCGCAUCACCCGAGCCAGCGCGCUGCUCGACGCCUGCGGCUUCUACUGGGGGCCCCUGAGCGUGCACGGGGCGCACGAGCGGCUGCGCGCCGAGCCCGUGGGCACCUUCCUGGUGCGCGACAGCCGCCAGCGGAACUGCUUCUUCGCCCUCAGCGUGAAGAUGGCCUCGGGCCCCACGAGCAUCCGCGUGCACUUCCAGGCCGGCCGCUUCCACCUGGACGGCAGCCGCGAGAGCUUCGACUGCCUCUUCGAGCUGCUGGAGCACUACGUGGCGGCGCCGCGCCGCAUGCUCGGGGCCCCGCUGCGCCAGCGCCGCGUGCGGCCGCUGCAGGAGCUGUGUCGCCAGCGCAUCGUGGCCACCGUGGGCCGCGAGAACCUGGCGCGCAUCCCCCUCAACCCCGUCCUCCGCGACUACUUGAGCUCCUUCCCCUUCCAGAUCUGACCGGCCUCGCACGCAGCAUUAACUCGAACGCCUUGUUAUUAUUUUGUAUUAUUAAUUAUUAUUUCCCUGGAACCACGUGGGUGCCCUCCCCACCUGGGUUGGAGGGAGCGGGUGUGGGGGCGAGGCGCCUCCCCCUCUCCGCUGGAGACGAGGCCGCAGACCCCUCCCCAUGUCUUGGGGCGGGGGCGCACCCCCCACCCCCCGGUGCUCCCUCUGGAUCUCCCUGGUUGUUGUACCAGCUUAACUGUGUAUGGGGCCAGGACCUGAAUUUGUACCUCCUACCUCUUCAUGUUUACAUAUACCUAGUAUCUUUGCACAAACCAGGGGUUGGGGGAGGGUCUCUGGCUUUAUUUUUCUGCUGUGCAGAAUCCUAUUUUAUAUUUUUUACAGCCAGUUUAGGUAAUAAACUUUAUUAUGAAAGUUUUUUUUUUUUAAAAGAAAAAAGGUUUCUAGAGCGUGUGCUUUGCUCCCAGGAUUUCCCCGGGGUUCUGAACGGGUCCACGGCAGAGUGGUCCUAAGACUGAUGGGUUUGGCUGGAGGUGGAGUGUGACCUGUGCUCUGUGGCCGGGGGACCUGCAUGGUUCCAGCCCUCAGGGGGAGAGGAGCAGCCGGUCCAGCGUUGGUGUUUCGUGUGGGGUAAAAUGGCAGCUCCGUGUUUGAGCCCUUAACGUGUGCCUUGCCCUGUUCUGGGUUUUCCAUG